Populus trichocarpa (black cottonwood) is the source of this 2372-nucleotide messenger RNA. Its product is annotated as two-component response regulator ARR11. Gene Ontology annotation, cellular component: nucleus. The transcript is spliced from 6 exons. The coding region runs from base 540 to 2105 and encodes 521 amino acids. Gene Ontology annotation, biological process: cytokinin-activated signaling pathway; phosphorelay signal transduction system; regulation of DNA-templated transcription. Lineage: Eukaryota; Viridiplantae; Streptophyta; Magnoliopsida; Malpighiales; Salicaceae. The record is from RefSeq and is a predicted model, not a curated record. Gene Ontology annotation, molecular function: DNA binding; DNA-binding transcription factor activity.
GAGGGAGGGAGGGAGGGAGGCAACUUGAGGUGGCUAAGAACUCAACAGGAACCGUUAAGCUGAAACCUAAACCGGCGCCAAAGACAAUAUUCUGUUGGGUGCUUUCUUUUUCGUAACUUUCUCAACAGUGCAUGUCUCUCUGUCUCUCUCUGUCUCUUCUUAAAACCCAAACAAACAAACAAACCCAGUUUUCACUUUAAAAACCCAGACAGGUUUCUCUCCUUGAGGACUGCUACUACUCUACUCUCUUAAUUCUCACACUCAUUCAUAGUACUGACUCUGUCUCUCCGUCUCCUUUUCCGUCCCUGCCAUGAUGGAGAAUGGUUUCUCCUCUCCCCGGAAUGAUUCGUUUCCUGCUGGUCUCCGUGUUCUCGUUGUCGAUGAUGAUCCCACCUGGUUAAAAAUCCUUGAAAAGAUGCUCAAGAGAUGCUCUUAUGAAGCUGGUUAGAGUAAUUAGAAGGUUUAUUGAUGUUUGCUCCACUUGCCAACUAAACUAAUGAAAGUAUGAUACACAGAGACAAUGAUUAUAUCUUCCAAAAAUGACCACCUGCGGUUUGGCAAGAGAUGCUUUGAACCUACUUCGUGAGAGGAAAGGUGGAUAUGACAUUGUAAUCAGUGACGUCUACAUGCCUGACAUGGAUGGUUUCAAACUGUUAGAGCAUGUUGGACUGGAGAUGGAUCUUCCCGUAAUUAUGAUGUCUGUUGAUGGAGAGACGAGCAGGGUGAUGAAAGGUGUCCAACACGGAGCUUGUGAUUAUCUUCUUAAGCCUAUACGAAUGAAAGAACUCCGGAAUAUAUGGCAGCAUGUAUUCAGAAAGAAAAUACACGAGGUAAGAGAUAUUGAAAUUCUCGAAGGGAUCGAAAGUUUUCAAAUGACUAGAAAUGGAUCAGAUCUAUAUGAGGAUGGCCAUUUUCUCUGUGGAGAAGACCUUACUUUGAUAAAGAAAAGAAAAGAUAUCGAAAGCAAGCACGAUGAAAAAGACAUUGGUGAUAAUACUUCUGCAAAGAAAGCUAGAGUAGUUUGGUCUGUAGAACUUCAUCAGAAAUUUGUCAAAGCAGUAAAUCAGAUAGGAUUUGAUACCACAUCUUUGUCAUGCUUCUACAGAGCAAUGACAAGUAAUGUCUGUUUGGCAGAAGUUGGUCCAAAGAAAAUACUUGACUUGAUGAAUGUGCCGCGUUUGACAAGGGAAAAUGUCGCUAGCCAUUUGCAGAAAUACCGUCUCUAUUUGAGUAGAUUGCAGAAAGGAAACGAUUUUAACAAUCCCGUUGGUAUGAUAAAGCAGUCGGACUCACCUUUGAGUGAUUCUGCUGGAAGUUUUGGCUCUCAGAAUUCAAUCAAUUUGCAGCCAACUGAUGUUUCAAAUGGGUGCUACGGAUUUUCUGUCAGUAGCUUGGUUCUUCACAAUGUGGAUCCCAGAAGCCACAAUGGUGAUAGAAAGAUACUUGUUACAACGCCUGUGGCAGAACCCAAAAGAGGCGUAACAGUUGAUGCUCCCAAUCCUCGUAAACCCAGGAUUUCACAGAUGGAAUUUGGCCAUCCCCUUGCACCUCAUUUUAAUGAUGGGUUUAGCCACCUACCAAUGCCUGGUCAGAAGCAGCUUACACGAGCUGAUUAUCCACAGCCUGCUCGAGCCAUCAGUUCUGCACAUUCCUUGACAGAAAGAGAAAUUGGUUGCCCUGUCAAAAUUAAGCCUUCACGUAAUGACUACGGCAGCAAUGCCAGCCAUGUAAGUUCAACAGCAAAUGCAGUUGACUCUAUCCCUCUUCAAACGAAGACCAACUCGACAAAUCAUCAAGUGUCAAGCACUUCUAGUAUGGAAAAUCAAGGCUUGAAUAUGAAUUGCCUUACAGAUGUGGAAUCUUCCAGAAAAAACAUAAAUUUGGGAAUGCCGCCUUUCGCUCCUUUGGAUGAGGACUUGCAAGUACGUUUUGUUCCAGGUGAUUACUAUAUGAAUCUCGGGCUCCAAAACAUAGAGGUUCCGGAAUAUUUUGACCCAAGUCUUCUCACAGACGUACCGAUACACUUGAAUGAUGGGCUGAGGUUUGACUAUGAGUUCUAUGACCCCACAGAAUAUUCUCUAAUAGAUCAAAGCUUGUUUAUAUGAUGAUCUCCGUCUCCCUAAAAUGAUGAAGGAUCACCUGGCUUAUCUUUUUCUGUACCAAUAUAUUAGAGGGGUAAUCUAACUCUGGGUUGGGAUCUUAUAGUUUCGAUCGGUCUGGUCUUGCAUGUUGAAACAUGUAUAAGCAUAAUAAGGUUCCCUUUUCAUGUCUGGCUCAGCUGGUACCUGCAUUACUCUCUGCUGCAUGCUGCAACUCUCUUAUUCCUUGCAAAUUUUGUAAUUACAUGUUAUUAGCUGCUGGAAGUUGAAAUA